This is a messenger RNA of Drosophila mauritiana, 1929 nucleotides long. Its product is annotated as transcription initiation factor TFIID subunit 4. The coding region runs from base 155 to 1573 and encodes 472 amino acids. The transcript has 3 exons. NCBI's taxonomy places the organism in Eukaryota, Metazoa, Arthropoda, Insecta, Diptera, Drosophilidae. The record is from RefSeq and is a predicted model, not a curated record.
CACAACAAAAAGUGAAAUCAAAUAACAGUUUUUACCAAUUAAAAAACUUGUUUUGCGGACAAGCUACGCAAGCAGCUGAAAACGAUCAGAAGCAUCCAAAACGGGUUUCGUCUCGUCUCCACUCGUCUAAGGGUGAAGCACUAAUCCGGAUCACAUGAUGGCCUCCAGCGGUGGCGCCUGUUCCCAUUUCGCCUUUGUGGCCUGGGCGGUGUUUGCCUUGUUAUUGACGCACGGCGGCGACAAUGUUGUGGACGCCCGGCGUAACCAGGGCAACCAGCGGAAGACCUCCUCCUCGUCCAGCUCCUCCAACUACGGUCACGUGACGCAGCCCAGCUACAACACAAAUGGCCACGCCGCCGGCAACUCUCAUGCAGAUGUCGCCAAACUGAGUUACCCCAACUACAACUCGCAGCCGAAUCGACCAAUGGCCGCGGGAUCAUCAGGGUCCCCAGGCUCCGCCCCUCAACCAGGUUGGAAUGUGCCGCAGGGUCCGCCGCCCGCCUACUCCGCUUCCAACCCCGCCGGAGGAGCACGACCUAACAUGCACGAGCCGCCGCCAGCCUACCAUGCCCCCAACUACGGAGCAGCUCCUCCCAACUAUGGAGCCGCCACCGGAUCGAAUGUCCAUCAGCCGCAGUAUUCGGGAGUGCCAGCUGGAGCCACCUACUACCCGGCUGCAGGACACGGCAAUGGCUAUUCCCCCAAUAUCCCCGCUGGAGCUACGUACUACCCGUCCGCCGGCCAUGUCCCCAUGGGCGGUGGCUAUCACCCAGCUGCUGCUCCGCCCCCGGGGGCCACCUACUACCAGGCGGGAUCUGCUUUGCCGCCCGGAGCUACCUAUUAUUCUGCACCACCACAACAGUCCUCCUCUGGCUUGGGCUUCGGAACUGGACUGCUUGCUGGCGGCUUGGGCGGUGCUCUGCUGGGUCACGCCCUCACGCCCUCGGGUGGCAGUUCCUCCUCGCAGCCGGUUGCCGCAGCUCCAGCUGCUGGUCAGGAUCGCAUAAUCAUCAUUAACAACGGCGUGCCAGUGAAUGCCAGCGAUGGCACCACUGUGAUAAACGCAGCAGGUGUGGCUGCUGCUCCGGGAGCAGUUCCAGUGGCCCCAGUUCCCCCUUCCAACGCGACCCAAGAUGCCCAACAGCCAGCCGUACCCAUGGCACCAAUUCCCGCAAUGCCCUUUAAUCCAGAGACCUCCAACAUGACCGCACCGGACGCAGCUGCACCCCCACCGCCUGGCGGCAUUAUUUGUGUGCCCACAAAGGUAAACGAAACGGAUCCGGCUGACAGCACCAAGAUGAUAGAGGUGGAGAAGAUUGCCUGCUACCCGGCACCCCCGCCACCAGCUGCUUCCGCCGGCGAGGGUCCAGCACCACUGGCGCCCAUGGCCGCUGAUCAACCAGGAUCGCAGCAGGUGCAGCAAGUGCAGCAGGCGCAGGAUGUCGCUCCUCCAAUCCAGGCAUCCGUUCGCUCCCACACCGGCGGAGCUCGGGCCUUGGAAGGAUUGACCAUGCGGAGCCUUCUGCUCGUCCUUAUGAGCGGAAUGGUGGCCAAGUGGCUCGCUGGCUUCUAGAGACCAUGCUUCUGGAACGUUCCACUGUGCACCAACUCAAUUACCCUACUACCUACUGUACCUUCCUCCCCAGCUGUUGUGGCCUUGGCGCGCAUGGUUUAUUUGCGCUGGCCAACAUCUAUAAUUCCAGGCGCUAAUUGGACAAAAACUCUUGAAUUAUGCCGUACCAUCUCCGACUACAGUAUUCGUGCAUAAACAAGCUGGCUUCCCAGUUCGGCUUCCCCAUAAAUAGUCCCCCUUUUCCAAUUUGGCCUUCAAUUGUGAUUGUUAUACUGAUCCCGGACCCAUCCCAGUGUGCUCGAAAUCAAAGCAAACGCUCGAAUAUCUCGGCAACUACAUACAUACAUAUAUAUAUA